This is a messenger RNA of Beauveria bassiana ARSEF 2860, 474 nucleotides long. RefSeq names its product linker histone H1 and H5 family protein. Gene Ontology annotation, cellular component: nucleus; nucleosome. Gene Ontology annotation, biological process: nucleosome assembly; negative regulation of DNA recombination; chromosome condensation. The coding region runs from base 1 to 474 and encodes 157 amino acids. Gene Ontology annotation, molecular function: double-stranded DNA binding; structural constituent of chromatin; nucleosomal DNA binding. The record is from RefSeq and is a predicted model, not a curated record. Lineage: Eukaryota; Fungi; Ascomycota; Sordariomycetes; Hypocreales; Cordycipitaceae. The transcript has 5 exons.
AUGCCUCCCAAAGCUGCUGCUGCUACCAAGGCCAAGGCCUCUCACGCUUCUUACCAGGACAUGAUUACUGAUGCCAUUGUCAUGCUCAAGGACCGCAAUGGCUCCAGCCGUCAGUCCCUCAAGAAGUACGUCAAGGCCAACAACUCCUUGAACGUCUCGGACAACAUGUUCGACUCCCUCUUCAACAAGGCCCUCAAGGGCGGCGUCGAAAAGGGUGUCUUUGCCCAGCCCAAGGGGCCCUCGGGCGGCACCAAGCUCGCCAAAAAGAAGGCCGCCGCUCCCAAGAAGGCUGCCGCUCCCAAGAAGGCUGCCACUAAGAAGGCUGCCCCCAAGAAGGCUGCUACUCAGGCUGAGAAGCCCGAGACGGUCCUCACCAAGACCAAGUCUGGCCGUGUCGCCAAGACGGCCAAGCCCGCCGUCAAGAAGGCUGCUCCUAAAAAAGCCACUCCCAAGAAGGCUGCUGCCUCCAAAUAA